AUGUCACAAGUACGCCACCCACUUCAAAUCUCUCGAUGCAGCGAAGAACCUGCGAUUACCCAUCCAUUGAUGAUCCAGGAAAGCUACAGCGCAAACAUAUUAUUCCAGCUUAGGGUGAAGGGGGCUACUCAUUCCCAGUUUUCGAAGGAACUCGAACUGUGGGAGACGACUUUUAAGUUCCUCAACACUGAGUAUAUCGAUCUGCUGGUGUUUUUCAAGGCAUCAGGUCAUCUCAAGGGGAGUGCCGACGAGAUUGAAAAGGCCUUGAAUCCAGCUCGCUUGGCGGUGGUCAGCAGGAUUAUAAGUGCCUUGAUAUACAUGAGGAUCAAGCCUCUUGAGUUUCCACAUAGUCAAUUCGCGGUCGCAGCCCUUGAGACGGCAUACAAUGAGUGGGAUAAAUUUGAGAACUCGUUGUUUGUCCUCAUCUGGAAGCUCUUCAAAAAAUCUGACAGCCCUUAG
Morchella sextelata is the source of this 459-nucleotide messenger RNA. RefSeq lists its product as uncharacterized. The transcript has 4 exons. Bases 1 to 459 code for a protein of 152 amino acids. Lineage: Eukaryota; Fungi; Ascomycota; Pezizomycetes; Pezizales; Morchellaceae. The record is from RefSeq and is a predicted model, not a curated record.